Mus musculus (house mouse) is the source of this 1049-nucleotide messenger RNA. It is a transcript of the gene Esp1, whose product is annotated as exocrine gland secreted peptide 1. Lineage: Eukaryota; Metazoa; Chordata; Mammalia; Rodentia; Muridae. The coding region runs from base 86 to 394 and encodes 102 amino acids. The transcript is spliced from 3 exons. Gene Ontology annotation, molecular function: pheromone activity. Gene Ontology annotation, cellular component: extracellular region. Gene Ontology annotation, biological process: signal transduction. The record is from RefSeq and is marked validated.
CCUGCAGCAGAAGCUGACCUGAACUGAUCAUAUGAAACAAGUAACUCCUGCUAAGUCCAAGGACUGUGACAACAAGUUUUAUGUCAUGACAUCAUUACCAGUGUUGUUAUUUCUCAUAAUUCUACUGCUGCCAUCCAUGAUCACUGAAGGAAGGGUUCUGACACAGACUGGAAAAGAAGCUACCAUAUUUGCUGAUCAAAAGACAAACCACGAGGCUGACUUGAAAAACCCUGACCCUCAAGAAGUACAAAGAGCCUUGGCGAGGAUCCUCUGUGCCCUUGGUGAAUUAGACAAGUUGGUUAAAGACCAGGCAAAUGCUGGUCAACAGGAGUUUAAACUGCCUAAAGACUUUACUGGCCGGAGCAAAUGUCGUUCACUAGGAAGAAUCAAGUGAGCACAGUAAAUUUCAGAAUUAUACCCCCUAGGGUUCACAGGACCAGAGUUAGGGACCAAGGGCAAUUAUAUAAAGCAUGACCUCUACCCUUUAGAAAAAUUCUUGAACUUACGGAUGUAUCUGUUCACUUUCACAUAGGAGGCUCCUAGUGUCAUACCUGCUGUGGAUUUUACCAGGUUCUCUCUCAACUCCUACAUCCUAUUUGGUUAACCACCCAGAUAUAAGCAAAAUGUAGUCUGGAAAUUAAUGCAAUAAACUAGUCUCUCCUCCCUCCACUUAAAUACUAAACGUAGCCAUAGGCAGCAAAGUAUGUGUUCUGAACCAGAUGUGAAAGCAGCAGGCAUCACUUCAGAACUAAUGGUCUAACCUUCCUUUUAUUAAAUGCACAUGUUAUUUCAUGGCAAACAUUCUUAGUGAAUUCACAUGGGUCCCUCGCUCUUCCAUACUGUACUCUGAUGAAAAGUGAGUGGAAAUGGUUUAUGUUUCAAACAAUGAAGCUUUGUAGUUAUAAAACAUUAAGCAUAGUGCUUUCUCUAUCUUCUUGUGGAUAAUUUCAUUCAAGAAUAUGAUACAUUUUGAUUACAUCACAGACUCUCCUACUUCUAUCUCUCAUAAAAUAUUAACACUUUUCCCAAUAAAUUACUCACCUGCUUCA